AUGAAGUAUGUGUCAAGGAGCUUCAUCCUUAGGUAUAUGCAACAAGAUGAGGUUCUUUAUCACAUCUAG
Spirodela intermedia is the source of this 69-nucleotide messenger RNA. NCBI's taxonomy places the organism in Eukaryota, Viridiplantae, Streptophyta, Magnoliopsida, Alismatales, Araceae. The record is from the annotation of a GenBank genome assembly.